AUGGAGCUAAUUAAAAGUAAUGAUGCAAGUGUGACAUUUGCUGAACCAACAACAGCAGCAUCACUAGUUUGGCGAAAUUUUAGUUGUAUUUAUGUUGAUAAUCAAAAGCAAAAUUUUGUGUCUUGUGAUACAUGUAAAGAUAUUCUACAUCACAAAUCAAUUGAUGGCACAAGUAGUAUGAUGAAGCAUUUUCGAUCAUGUGAAAAAAAUUCAAUAAACAAUAAUAAUGAAAGUUUAACUAUUAAUGAAUAUUUUUCUUCUCUUAAAACCAGAUCUGUUCCAACAAGAAGCAAGAAGAAAGUUUUAAAUGCAACUGUUGAACUAGUUGCUAUGGAUAAUCGUGCAUUUGAACUUGUUGGUGGUAAUGGUUUUAUAAAUUUAGCGCAAACUAUAUUUGAUGUUGGACAAGAACUGUCAAAAUCACAAAAUAUCAAUGUUUCCGAUUUACUACCACAUCCAACAACUGUAAGUGUGAGUUUUUGUGGUAUUUCUUUUCAUUUCUUAAAUGAAGAACUUCAACUAUACGCUUUUAUUUUGGGUUGCUAUCCAUAUGAUCGAGAUAAUCAAAGUUCAAGUCAAAUACGACAAUUUGUUGAUGCUAAAUUAUUGGAGUUUGAUUUAUCACUGGAAAACAGCAAAUUCGUGGUGACAGACAAUGAAAAUAAAAUGAAAUCUUGUUUCAAAGAGCCGUGCAUCAGAAUUGGUUGUUCAAUUCAUUAUCUGAACAAGCAAUUAGAGCAUUGCUUUACUUCUGUUACUCUAGAAAAAAUUUCUGUAAAUUGUGAUCUAGUUCAAGAAAUGUUCGAUUAUAUACGAAAAAUCGUAUCUCAUGUGAGAAGAACACACAAGCAAUCAAAACUACCACGUAAACUUCAAUCUUAUUCUUAUACUAGAUUUAAUGGUGCUUUUCUUACAAUGAAUGUGUUUUUAACGGUGUUUGAUGACUUAGUUGGUGUUUUAGAUCGAACAUUUCUGGAUGAUUAUAUGCUAAUAGAUAAAGAUUUACUUGAACAUGUUUGUUCGUUUCUAGGUCCAUUUGAAGAAGUAAUUAAUGAACUUAGUUGUGAUAAAAAACCAACGAUUUAUAAGGUGUUGCCACUAAGACAAUGUUUAAUAAAUCGAUGCACCAUUCAUCAAGAUGAUCACGAUGGAAUUCGUCAAAUUAAAACUUUUUUAAGUAAUACGAUAAUCGAAAAAUUAGUAAAAAAUUGCAAAAUCUUUUCUUCAUACAGUAGAAUAAAUGACCAAUAUUCGUUACCGGUUGAGAAACUAAAAUAA
Molecule: messenger RNA, 1278 nt
Organism: Rotaria socialis
Lineage: Eukaryota; Metazoa; Rotifera; Eurotatoria; Philodinida; Philodinidae
Source: the annotation of a GenBank genome assembly